Labrus bergylta (ballan wrasse) is the source of this 2808-nucleotide messenger RNA. RefSeq names its product CCR4-NOT transcription complex, subunit 6-like (gene cnot6l). Gene Ontology annotation, biological process: nuclear-transcribed mRNA poly(A) tail shortening. The record is from RefSeq and is a predicted model, not a curated record. Gene Ontology annotation, cellular component: cytoplasm; CCR4-NOT complex; nucleus. NCBI's taxonomy places the organism in Eukaryota, Metazoa, Chordata, Actinopteri, Labriformes, Labridae. Gene Ontology annotation, molecular function: protein binding; poly(A)-specific ribonuclease activity.
GACGUUCAGGGUCUGAUCGGGUUCAUCAGCUGUGUCUGCAUGUCUCCACCGAUUCUCUCCAAAGAUCCUCUCUCACUGCCCCGAAUGAAGAUUGACAGUUAUGCCCAAAGAAAAAUAUGAUCCUCCUGAUCCUCGUCGAUGUUACACCAUCAUGUCAGCUGAGGAGGCGGCCAACGGGAAGAAGUCUUACUGGGCCGAACUCGAGAUCUCAGGUCGUGUUCGGAGUCUAAGCAACUCUUUAUGGACGCUCACUCACCUGACAGCACUUCACAUCAACGACAACAACCUGACCCGCCUACCCCCCGACAUUGCCAAACUGCCUCACCUGGUCUACCUAAACCUGUCAUCCAACAAGCUGCGAAGCCUGCCCGCCGAACUAGGCAACAUGGUCUCUCUCAGGGAAUUACUUUUAAACAACAAUCUUUUACGAGUCCUGCCUUAUGAACUGGGGAGACUUUUCCAGCUGCAAACCCUGGGACUUAAAGGAAACCCUCUGUCCCAGGACAUCCUGAACCUGUACCAGGAACCUGAUGGAACCCGGAAACUUCUGAACUACAUGCUGGAUAAUCUGGCAGUUCACCCUGAGCAGCUGCCCCAGAGACCGUGGAUCACUCUGAGGGAGAGAGACCAGACGAGUCCGACAGCCGUGUUCACCGUCAUGUGUUAUAACGUGUUGUGUGAUAAAUACGCCACGCGGCAGCUGUAUGGCUAUUGUCCGUCAUGGGCGCUGAGCUGGGAGUACAGGAAGAAAGGCAUCAUGGAGGAGAUCACGCACUGUGACGCCGACAUCAUCAGCCUGCAGGAGGUGGAGACGGAGCAGUACUACACUUUGUUUCUAGAAACCCUGAAGGAUCAUGGGUAUGACGGAUAUUUCUGUCCGAAGUCUCGAGCUAAACUUGUUUCUGAGCCGGAGAGGAAACAUGUGGACGGCUGCGCUGUUUUCUUCAAGACACAGAAGUUCACUUUGGUCCAGAAACACACCGUCGAGUUUAACCAGGUCGCCAUGGCGAACUCUGAGGGCUCCGAGGUGAUGCUGAACAGAGUGAUGACCAAAGACAACAUCGGCGUUGCCGUGCUGCUCGAAGUCAACAAGGACAUUUUCUCUGGAGGUGUGAAGCCUCCUCAGGACAGGCAGCUGAUCCUGGUAGCGAACGCCCACAUGCACUGGGACCCCGAGUUCUCGGACGUGAAGUUGAUCCAGACGAUGAUGUUUCUGUCGGAGUUAAAAAGCAUCGCUGAGCGGGCUGCAGGCUCCAUGGCAACCAGCUCGCAGUCCUCCGACCCGUCGUCCAUACCGAUUGUGCUCUGUGCCGACCUCAACUCACUGCCCGACUCCGGUGUGGUUGAAUACCUCAGCAACGGUGGUGUUGCCGAAAAUCACAAGGACUUCAAGGAGCUCCUUUACAGUGAAUGUUUGACCAACUUCAACUGCAACGGGAAGAACGGCAAUUCAGACGGCAGCAUCACCCACGGCUUCAAGUUGAAGAGCGCCUACGACAGCAACCUGAUGCCUUACACCAACUACACGUACGACUUUAAGGGAGUUAUCGACUACAUCUUCUUCUCUAAGACUCAUCUGAGCGCGCUCGGCUUGAUGGGACCGCUGGACAGCCAAUGGCUCGUCAAUAACAACAUCACCGGCUGCCCCCACCCCCACAUCCCCUCCGACCACUUCUCCCUUCUCGCCCAGCUAGAGCUGAAGCCCCCCCAUCCAUCCCCCUCCCUCAACGGGCUGCACCUUCCAGUCCACAGGUAGUGAAGCCUGGGAGCCCCGCCUCCUUCUUACCCCCCUUCAAACACAGCCCCCCUCCAGGUUUAUACAGGACCGCCCUCCCCCAGUUUCUACAGUCCCUGUACAGUUUUUUGAUCCUGUUUAAAAACCAUUGACACCAAAGUGGAGUGAAGUAUUCGCCUGCUUGUGUUUUCACACACGGAAAAUUAUUUUUGUUUUCUCUUUCAAAGUUGAUACCAAAUGUUGGGCUGGGGAGGAAGUUGCUAUGGUAACCCCUAAUGUCCAUUAUGCUUCUUCUUUUUGUUUAUAUAUUUUCAUGAUCGCUUGAAGACAAUCCACUUUUUUCUCUCCUCACUCAGAUGUCAGAAUAUAAAAAAGGAGAACAAUGUUCAUGUUCUGUUCAAGUCUCCGUUUGAAACUUUUCAUCUUUACAAAAUGAACUGACGGAUAAUCAAAUAAAAUCAGAGAAACUGCAAAGAGUUGUAGGUAGAACACAGAACCCUGAUACCAUAAAACAGGAGAACACAGAACCCUGAUACCAUAAAACAGGAGAACACAGAACCCUGAUACCAUCAAACAGAAGAACACAGAACCCUGAUACCAUAGAACAGAAGAACACAGAACCCUGAUACCAUCAAACAGGAGAACACAGAACCCUGAUACCAUAAAACAGAAGAACACAGAACCCUGAUACCAUCAAACAGGAGAACACAGAACCCUGAUACCAUAGAACAGGGGAACACAGAACCCUGAUACCAUAGAACAGAAGAACACAGAACCCUGAUACCAUCAAACAGGGGAACACAGAACCCUGAUACCAUCAAACAGGGGAACACAGAACCCUGAUACCAUAGAACAGGAGAACACAGAACCCUGAUACCAUAGAACAGAAGAACACAGAACCCUGAUACCAUAGAACAGGAGAACACAGAACCCUGAUACCAUCAAACAGGGGAACACAGAACCCUGAUACCAUAGAACAGAAAAACACAGAACCCUGAUACCAUAGAACAGGAGAACACAGAACCCUGAUACCAUCAAACAGGGGAACACAGAACCCUGAUACCAUAGAACAG